AUGGGCGAGAUCAAGGAAUCGAGCUUUCAGGGGCCGAUCAGGCCACCACUGGCGAUGCCCUCUGCGCCGGGAACACCGGGGACACCGGGGACGCCGGGGACGCCGGGGACGCCAUCGACACCUACUGGCACCAAUCCGUCACCCGUCCGGCCGAAGCUCUACCGUCGCCAGUCUCGCUUCACAGAAGAGCCCAUGACGGAGAGGACGCCUGCCUGCUCAGCGUCGAUCCACUCCUUUGAUCCCUCCGCCCUUGACGACCCAAACGUCAAUACUCUCACACACACAAACACCGUUCAGCAAUUCCGCACCGCGAACAGGACCGUCAGUCGAGACCUAAGCCACAGGAGCAGCAACCUCAGACGGGACCUGAACAGCUUCUCCUUUGGAGGAGCACCAGCAACCCCCGUCCUACAAGAGGAGUCCCCAACAGCAAUAUCAAGAACGGGGACUCUCGACCCCCCACCGCAACCCCUAUCCUCCCCAACUACAGCAGAGAUCCCACCACCAUCUGGCCCUCUCCCACUACAUCAAUCAGCAGGCCUAUCCCCUGAAGAGAAAAGACGGGUUUGGCUCCGGUUAGCAAACUCGGUAUUGCACUCCGCGCCGACGUUGGUGCUGCUGUAUAUAAUGUCCACCUCCAUCUCGGCGUUCAGAUCGACCGCCAAAUUCUCCUCCCCGGGCAUAACCCUCCUCUCAAUCCUCUACCUCGACGCAAUCCUCAACAUCAUCACCUGCUUCCGCAUCCGCUCCCCCUGGCCAAGAUGGCGGUUAUCCCUCCGCUUUCUUUUCGGGCUAGGGUACAUGAUCCUCUUUUCCGUGUACAUCGGUCUCGGAAAUGAGGUUUUCCCGAAGGGGUAUACCUACUGGAACGUGCCAGACAAAAUGGCUACACCGCUGGUGUAUAUCUUUCUCUGGUGGUUAGCCGCGUGGGAUCUGGCCCACCUGCCGGUGUGCAGACCGGAGCUGUUAAGCUGUGCUAGGGAACGGGAGGGACAACAGGAAGCGAGGAGACCGAGUGUUGCCUUGUCGGAAUUGCACCCUACCAGCUUCCGGGCUAGGGUCCCGAGUAGUGUUGGGGGGGAGAGUGUGGUGAGUUAUACCUGGAGGAGGUGGGUGCAACGGACCAGGACGCAUAGCACGGGGGGUGUUCACUUUCAUGAAAUGGGACAUAAUGAUGUGGAGAUGGGACCUACCAGGACGAGGACGAGGGAGGGGGAUGUCAUUGAUGAGGGGGAGAGUAUUAGUGGGAGGAGGUCGGAGUCGAUGAGGACGGGGACCGCGCAUAGUGGGGAGGUUACACUAAGGGGGGAUGAGUUUGAGAGGAGGAGUGGGGAGAAGGAGAAGGAGGCUGAAGCUGGUGGCGCUGGGAAGAGAGGAGAGGAAGGCGGGCGGCUGGAGGAAAGCCCGAAGACGGUGAGGGCUGCUGAUGUUGGGCAAUGA
Messenger RNA from Podospora anserina S mat+, 1440 nucleotides. RefSeq lists its product as uncharacterized. Bases 1 to 1440 code for a protein of 479 amino acids. The record is from RefSeq and is a predicted model, not a curated record. NCBI's taxonomy places the organism in Eukaryota, Fungi, Ascomycota, Sordariomycetes, Sordariales, Podosporaceae. The transcript is spliced from 2 exons.